This is a messenger RNA of Lonchura striata (white-rumped munia), 774 nucleotides long. NCBI's taxonomy places the organism in Eukaryota, Metazoa, Chordata, Aves, Passeriformes, Estrildidae. The record is from RefSeq and is a predicted model, not a curated record.
GCCUGCGGUGCAAGGGGCAGACCAUUUACCAGCAGGUCUUGUCCAUGGAGAGACCCAGCAGCCUGCAGGGCUGGAACUGGGGCUACUGCGGCCACUACGCCUUUUACCAUGCCCUGUACCCCCGCGCCUGGCUGGUCUACGAGCUGCCGGGGCAGCAGGUGGUGCUCACCUGCCGGCAGGUCUCUCCCGUCAUCCCCCAUGACUAUAAGGACUCCAGCUUGCCAGUGGCAGUGUUCAUCUGGGAGGUGGAGAACGGGAGGGAUGAGGACGUGGAAGUGUCCAUCAUGUUCAGCCUGCAGAACGGCAUGGGAACGAAGGAGGAUGGGAGCGGCGGGCACUGGAACGAGCCCUUCACCUUCCAGAAGGAUGGCGAGCGGGUUGCUGGGGUCCUGCUGCACCACUGCCCGGCCGUGAACCCCUUCACCCUGGCCAUCUCUGCCCGGGAGAAGGCUGGCACGGGAGUCACCCAUGUUACGGCAUUCAAUCCCACGGGAUUGGGUAGAGAGGUGUGGCAGGACCUCCUGCAGGAUGGCAGGCUGGAUUCACCCGCUGGUGAGUGCCUCCAUCCUUGGUGGGAUAGGUGGAGGAGGAGCAGGGGAAGUGGGUGGCCAUGAGGUUUUGGGCACCCAAGCCAGGGCAGAGCUCUUUCCUCCAGCCCCCUUGGCUGUUAAAAAUCUCUCCAGGAUGUUGUGCCUUGUUCCCAAAUGCAGGCUGUAUCCAAACUUCCCAUUGCUAGUCCUUGCUGUGGUUCUCCAAAAGCUGUUCAUACCACUU